AUGUUGCCGUCAGCCACGACAUGCGUGUUUUGUCGUGUACGCGGGGCUUCCACGGCGCCCAGAACGACAAGACCAUCGUCAAGUUCGACAAGUUCGCGACGGAGGUUCGAAACGGCUGGUACAAGGACGUAGAGUACACUCUGAAGGGCGAGGACGGAGGGGACAUCAAAGAGAAAGGGCCAUGGUUGAUCGUGGACGGCGGAUAUCACAACUGGAAGCAGCUCCAGAGUCCGAUCAGGGUGCCAUCAACCAAGGCCGAGUCGGGGUUCAAGAGACAGCUCGAGGGCGUCCGCAAGGACUCGGAGUGCUGCUUCGGCGUCGUCAAGGGUCGGUUCAGGAUCUGCAAGAUGCAGUUCCUCUACAGGAAGAAAGAGAGGAUCGACAACACCUUCUUCACGUGCAUGAUACUGCACAACAUGCUUCUCGCCUACGACGGGAUCGAGCUCUUGGAGCCGUACUGCGACUGGGCCGGAGCGGACGGCGACCUCGACGAAGACAUCGUGCACCCUGACGUGCGGAUGAGUGCGCCGGCCGUUGGUGACCACCUUCGCUUACCGAUGGGGACAGGGGACCGUUGGGUGGAAGAGGUCGUGAUGAGCGUUGAGAAGUCACAUGCUGCUACGUUGACGGCGGGGAGGUAGGGGGGGGGGCGUCGGCUGCAAUUAGUGGCAUUUUGGAAUCAAUCCCCCUGUUGAAGACUACAUCCCUCUCCGGCGUCAGCAUCGUCAUGUUUCGUUUUUGGUUCUUGUUACCAAGUGUCGCCUUUGCCUUUGCCCUUGCCUGGCCUUCUUUACACUUUGCCGUGUUGUUGUAUCAUUGUCGUAUGUGGUCUACUGUAUGAAAUCGUGUCUGGCCUGUUUCUGAUUCCCUUCGAGUAAUCCAUACAACUGUCUGCGCAUUGGCAUCAGAUUUGGCCUCUGUGUCUCGGUGUAUUAUUUAUCCUUUCUCGGUCCAUCUUUGCGCCUUUUUUGUUGAGGGGGGGUGGGACAGCCUCGAGGCUAGGCGGAGUUUCCUUCGCUCUGCUGGCGGAAGACUGUUUGUUUAGCUUGUUUUUCGCAGCAUUAUGUUUUUGGGUCGGAGUGGUUUGCUUUGUGUUCCCAUGGCCUGACGCGUGCGUAUGUACGUUACAUUUGUUUACGGUACAACAUAUUUUUUGUUUUUGUUAAGUUUUUGCGGCGUCGGGUGUACCCAAAUAUGUGACCACAGGCUCCUAUGGUUGUUUUGGAAAAGAGAGCUACAGAUUAGUAAUUGUGAAGUGAGGACACAGGCUUCUGUCAGGGACAGGGGCCGUUGUCGCCGCAUUUUAAACCCGCUGCCAAGGGCUGCUAGGGUUGAGGAAUGUAGCGAGAGGAACUAGAUAAAGGAAGAGU
Molecule: messenger RNA, 1370 nt
Organism: Ectocarpus sp. CCAP 1310/34
Lineage: Eukaryota; Phaeophyceae; Ectocarpales; Ectocarpaceae
Source: the annotation of a GenBank genome assembly